CCCUUCAAAAAUUGAAAUGCUCCGAAUUCAUUUCUCUGUUCAAAAAAAAAUUAUCUUUCCUUAGAUUCUAUUAGUUUCUGGUUAUUAUUCAUUAAUUUCCUUCUUUUAAAAUUCGAGGGUUGUUUUCUUUUUCUUCUUUGGAGAAGCCAAAUUCACAGUAAAGAUGGUGAAAUCGGCUUCUUCUCCAGUGACGAUAACGGUUUCGUCUGCCGGAAAAGAAAGUGGGAGUAGAAGCAUGGGAUUAACCAGUCCAAUUCCACGCCGUGCAUCGAUAUCAAGCAACGCAAGUCCGCUCGGCGGUGGAGGGAAUAGGAGGGCUUCCAGUGGAGGAAGGUACAGCUCUAUGACGAAAGACGAUCCCAUCGAAGAGAUUAACUCAGAAUUUGUAAGCUACACAGUCCAUAUACCUCCAACACCUGAUCACCAAUCCAUAUCAGCCUCACAAACAAGCCUCAAUGAAGGUGAUAAAGAUGGGUUGAAGCUGAAGCCCGAAAGGAGUUUCAUUUCGGGUACUAUUUUCACCGGAGGGUACAAUUCGAUUACUCGAGGCCAUGUCAUCGAUAUUUCCUUGGAGAAGCCGGAGACGAUGAGAUCCGGCUUGAUUUGUGGAAUGAGAGGGUGUGAUGAGAAAGUAGUUCAAGGAAAGUGUGAAUGCGGGUUUAAAAUUUGCAGAGACUGUUACUUGGAUUGUGUCGGAAGUGGCGGUGGUCGUUGCCCUGGAUGUAAAGAGCCUUACAAGGAUGCUAGUGAUGGUGAUGAUGAAGAAGAUGAAGUUAGUUCUGAGGAAGAAGACGAUCGAGCUUUUCCUUUGCCUUCCAUUGCCGAUUUCAAGCUGGAUAAAAGGCUUUCACUUGUGAAAUCAUUCAAAGGGCAGAAUCAUCAACCGGAUUUCGAUCAUACCAGGUGGCUAUUUGAGACUAAAGGGACAUACGGCUAUGGAAAUGCUGUGUGGCCUAAAGAUGGUUAUGGGGCUGGAUCCGGAACUAAUGGCUUUGAGCAUCCACCAGACUUUGGAGAGAGAUGUAAGAGACCUUUGACUAGGAAGAUUGGAGUUUCUGCUGCAAUUCUCAGCCCAUACAGAUUGCUUAUUAUGCUCCGUCUUGUUGCCCUGAGUUUCUUUCUUACAUGGAGGAUUAGGCACCCAAACCGCGAUGCAAUGUGGCUAUGGGGAAUGUCCAUUACAUGUGAGCUGUGGUUUGCCUUUUCAUGGUUACUAGAUCAGCUUCCGAAGCUCUGUCCUGUAAACAGAAUAACUGAUCUCUCAGUUCUUAAGGAGCGUUUCGAGUCCCCGAACCUCCGUAACCCAAAAGGGAGAUCCGACCUUCCAGGAAUUGAUGUUUUUGUUUCCACGGCGGAUCCCGAAAAGGAACCGCCUCUUGUCACAGCAAAUACCAUCCUUUCGAUCCUAGCUGUUGACUAUCCGGUGGAAAAACUUGCUUGUUAUCUCUCAGAUGAUGGUGGGGCUCUUCUGACAUUCGAAGCUUUAGCGGAGACGGCUAGUUUUGCUAGAAUUUGGGUUCCUUUUUGCCGGAAACACGACAUCAACCCUCGAAAUCCCGAAGCAUAUUUCGGACAAAAGCGUGACUUUUUGAAGAACAAAGUGAGGCUUGAUUUCGUUAGGGAGAGGAGGAGAAUGAAGAGAGAGUAUGAUGAAUUCAAGGUGAGGAUUAACUCAUUGCCAGACUCCAUUAGGAGGAGAUCGGAUGCUUACAAUGCUCACGAAGAGCUUAGAUCAAAGAAGAAGCAGAUGGAAAUGGGAGGCAAUCUUUCAGAUCCUAUUAAGAUUCCUAAGGCUACUUGGAUGUCAGAUGGUUCUCACUGGCCUGGAACAUGGGCCUCUGCUGAGUCAGACCAUUCAAAAGGAGAUCAUGCUGGGAUUAUUCAGGCAAUGCUGGCUCCACCGAAUGCCGAACCGGUUUAUGGUGCAGAAGCAGAUGGGGAGAACUUGAUUGACACAACAGAAGUUGAUAUAAGAUUGCCUAUGCUGGUUUAUGUAUCCCGUGAGAAACGACCGGGUUAUGAUCACAACAAGAAAGCUGGGGCCAUGAAUGCACUGGUUCGAACCAGUGCUAUCAUGUCGAAUGGGCCAUUCAUCCUCAAUCUUGACUGCGAUCACUAUGUUUACAAUUCUUUGGCUAUCAGGGAAGGAAUGUGCUUUAUGCUUGACAGAGGCGGUGACAGGAUUUGUUUUGUUCAAUUCCCACAAAGGUUCGAGGGAAUCGACCUGAAUGACCGAUAUGCGAAUCAUAACACAGUGUUCUUUGAUGUAAGUAUGAGAGCUCUUGAUGGUUUACAGGGUCCAAUGUAUGUAGGUACAGGUUGCAUUUUCCGGCGAACCGCUCUCUAUGGUUUUAGUCCUCCUAGAGCCACCGAACAUCAUGGUUGGUUUGGUAGAAGAAAAAUCAAGUUAGCUUUAAGGAAGCCCAAGGUGACAAAGAAAGCCGACGAUGAGAUGGUACUACCCAUUAAUGGGGAUGAUGAUGAUGAUGAUGCAGAUAUUGAGUCUUUGCUUCUUCCUAAAAGGUUUGGGAACUCUACUUCUCUCGCAGCAUCGAUCCCGGUUGCCGAAUACCAAGGAAGGCUGCUCCAGGAUGUCCAAGGAAAGGGGGAAAAAGGCAGGCCGGCAGGUUCUCUUGCAGUGCCGCGUGAGCCUUUGGAUGCUGCAGUUGUCGCAGAGGCGAUAAGUGUCAUUUCUUGCUUCUACGAGGAUAAAACCGAGUGGGGGAAACGAGUAGGAUGGAUAUAUGGCUCUGUCACAGAAGAUGUGGUGACAGGUUAUAGAAUGCACAACCGUGGGUGGAGAUCGGUAUACUGUGUGAUCAAGAAGGAUGCGUUUCGAGGGACUGCGCCUAUCAAUUUGACCGACCGGCUGCACCAAGUCCUUCGCUGGGCAACUGGUUCUGUUGAGAUAUUCUUUUCAAGGAACAAUGCCUUAUUCGCUAGCCGUCGAAUGAAAUUCUUGCAAAGGGUAGCCUAUUUCAAUGUGGGAAUGUACCCUUUCACUUCAAUGUUUCUCCUAGUCUACUGCAUUCUGCCUGCAGUUUCUCUAUUCUCCGGACAGUUCAUAGUCCAAUCCCUCAGCGUGACAUUCCUGAUAUUCUUGCUGGCCAUCACGAUUACGUUAUGUCUGCUCGCGAUACUCGAAAUCAAGUGGUCGGGAAUCACACUUCACGAUUGGUGGAGGAACGAACAGUUUUGGUUGAUCGGCGGAACCAGCGCACAUCCUGCAGCCGUGCUACAAGGACUCUUGAAGGUCAUAGCAGGAGUAGACAUUUCAUUCACAUUAACUUCCAAAUCCGCCACCCCGGAAGACAGAGACGACGAGUUUGCCGAGCUCUACGUGGUGAAAUGGAGCUUCCUGAUGGUUCCUCCGAUCACGAUAAUGAUGGUGAACAUGAUUGCAAUUGCGGUGGGUGUAGCGAGAACCAUGUACAGCAUGUUUCCACAAUGGAGCAAGCUAGUGGGAGGGGUGUUCUUCAGCUUCUGGGUGCUUUGCCAUCUCUAUCCAUUUGCAAAAGGUUUGAUGGGAAGGAGGGGAAAAGUUCCGACCAUCGUGUUCGUGUGGUCUGGGUUGCUAUCCAUCAUUGUUUCAUUGCUUUGGGUCUACAUAAAUCCUCCAUCUGGUGGAAGGCAGGAUUUCAUGAAGUUUCAGUUCCCUUGAUGUGUUUACCUGUAAUUAAUGAAGUUCCUCUACUUCAUCAUGUAGCUUUAUGUUAUGUGCCUUUUCACAUUCAAUGUA
This is a messenger RNA of Hibiscus syriacus, 3739 nucleotides long. RefSeq names its product cellulose synthase-like protein D5. The record is from RefSeq and is a predicted model, not a curated record. Lineage: Eukaryota; Viridiplantae; Streptophyta; Magnoliopsida; Malvales; Malvaceae. The coding region runs from base 164 to 3661 and encodes 1165 amino acids. Gene Ontology annotation, molecular function: cellulose synthase (UDP-forming) activity; mannan synthase activity. Gene Ontology annotation, biological process: plant-type primary cell wall biogenesis; cellulose biosynthetic process. The transcript is spliced from 3 exons. Gene Ontology annotation, cellular component: plasma membrane; trans-Golgi network.